Molecule: messenger RNA, 1424 nt
Organism: Solea senegalensis (Senegalese sole)
Lineage: Eukaryota; Metazoa; Chordata; Actinopteri; Pleuronectiformes; Soleidae
Gene: asb13a.1
Product: ankyrin repeat and SOCS box containing 13a, tandem duplicate 1
Exons: 6
Coding region: 41-937 (298 amino acids)
Biological process (GO): positive regulation of protein catabolic process; protein ubiquitination; intracellular signal transduction
Molecular function (GO): protein binding
Source: RefSeq, a predicted model, not a curated record
UCAGUGCUCGUCCUCUCCGGGUCGCGCCCUCUGCCGACGUAUGGUGGCAUUACAGCAGUCAAACAUGGAGGUGACUGCGGCUCGCCGUUCGUUUCUUUGCGACAUUGGUUUCUGGGCAGACCACACUGCCCUGCACAUGGCCGCCUCUCAGGGCAGAGUGCUACAGCUGAAGCAGCUGAUUGAGGGCGGAGCCUCAGUCAACAUGGUAACGGUGGACAACAUCACUCCUCUCCAUGAGGCCUGUCUGCGGGGUCACCUGACGUGUGCGCGGCUGCUGCUGGAGGCCGGCGCUCAGGUGGAUGUACGCACCAUCCACGGCAGCACCCCUCUCUGUCACGCCUGCAGCUCCGGCAGCCUGGAGUGUGCCGAGCUGCUGCUGGAACAUGGAGCCAACGUUAACCCGUCCCUCACAGCUCUGACCGCCUCACCACUGCAUGAAGCCUGCAUCCACGGUAAUGUCGAGGUGGCAAGGUUGAUGAUAGCCAGCGGUGCCCAGCUGGAGGCGUACGAUGUCCACUUUGGUCCACCGCUCCACAUCGCAUGUGCUAAAGGACACGUGGGCUGUGUCAGGGAGCUGCUUAUUGCAGGUGCAAAUGUGAAUUCAGUGAAGUUCCACGAGACAGCGUUACACCACGCGGCACAAAUCGACAGCGUGGACAUGAUCGAGCUGCUGAUAGAGUUUGGAGCCAACGUGCAAGCCAGCGACAACGUGGAUAGAAAACCUGUGGACUACACCACGCCUGAGACCCCUUCACACUCCUGCCUUCUGUAUUACCAAAGUCACCCUCUGAGUCUUCAGCAGCUGUGUAGGAUCACAGUGAGGAAGACGCUGGGCACCAGAGCCUCAGAGGCCAUAGGUCAGCUGACCGUAUCCCGCCGCCUCCACAGCUACCUGCAGUACUGUGACCAUCCCAUAUCACCACGGAGCAACACAUGAGUGGAUUCCUUCACUGGCAUUAGAGACUGGUGUUAUAACAUUUUAUUUAUUUAUUUUAUUUUAUUUUUUUAAAGCACCAUGUCGGUUGAUACUUUAAAGUGAUAGUUCAGGUUUUUUGAAGUGUAGUCGUUUGAGGUACUUUACUGAGGUGAACUAUCAAAUAUGGAAUGUAACAAUAUGAAAACAUGCAAACAAGCACUUAUUCAAAUCACAGUGUACAAAGGGGGUAUAGGUGAAAUGAUAAAUAUUAUGAUAUGGGACAAAUUGAACAUAAAGAAGUUUAUGGCAAGGAGACGUUGGACAGACUGCUCAAAAUGAUUGUGGGUCAAAUGUUCUAAAUUUAGUCCAACAAAAAAAAACUGAACUAUUCCUUUAAAUUAUAUUAAUCAAAACGAUAUCAGUUUAAUUAUAUAAAGUGGUUAUUCUGAUAUUAUAAUGUUAAACAAUAACAUGUUUUAUUCUGACAAAGAAUAAAUGUUGCAUUUCU